Messenger RNA from Pongo pygmaeus (Bornean orangutan), 2188 nucleotides. It is a transcript of the gene OVOL2, whose product is annotated as ovo like zinc finger 2. Gene Ontology annotation, molecular function: RNA polymerase II cis-regulatory region sequence-specific DNA binding; DNA-binding transcription factor activity, RNA polymerase II-specific. Gene Ontology annotation, biological process: regulation of transcription by RNA polymerase II; epidermal cell differentiation. Gene Ontology annotation, cellular component: nucleus. Lineage: Eukaryota; Metazoa; Chordata; Mammalia; Primates; Hominidae. The record is from RefSeq and is a predicted model, not a curated record. The transcript has 4 exons. The coding region runs from base 987 to 1814 and encodes 275 amino acids.
UGAAGCUGCAUUUGCAUAAUAUGCUCCUGGCUUUUGUUUCUAUUGUGUGUUUAUUUGGGGUGAGGGGGCUCUUGGGGGUGCAACGUCUUGUGAGGAGAAGCUGCUUUGGCGGGGCAAGCCUUGUUUUUCUUAUAUUGUAUGAUACUAGUCAGAAAAAUAACGUGUUCUAAAGAUGCCGGAUUUUUAAAUUUAUUUUUACUGCUUAUGGGGUGGGGGUGUUGUAGUUGAUGGAUAGCUUAAGCCCCUAAGACCCCACCCCCAUUAUUAAUAAUCAGAGUCCUUGGAAGUCUCCCGCCGCCUCCCCCUUCUGACCGCCCAGAUUUCAUCAAGCCCCAGGAAGGCUCCACAAGGUCCAGAGGAACUGAGCCAUUUUCUGGCUCGUCGAAGACAAAUCCACCGGGCGGGGGAGGGGGGCAACUCGUGGGAGGCCCCAACUCAGCGGAGGGGUGCCCUGGGAGGCGAACCUGGGGUUUACCUCGAAGAGCUCGCCUCGAGGUGCAGGUUAAGGGGGGAAUGGGGUGGGGGUUGAUUAAAAAAUGUUCUUCCUUUCUUAAAAAGAGGAGGGGGAAGAACAGACUUUAAAUUCUUUUGCAAACAUUCAUGCCUAAGGAAGGGCUGGAACAGGCAGCCCCGGCCGCCGGAACCGGUCGGACAGGUAGCGAGCUUGUUGACACCGUUAUGUUGCAGGGCGCAUGCUCACUCCCAAGUUUCCUGGUGCCUUUUCUAUUCCACCUUAUGAAACUUUUUCCCCGGCGUGGUCUCACUCGCGAUUUAAGGCAUAGGUGUCGCCGAGCCGGGAGGCUGGGAGUCGCCAGGCGUGCGGGGGAGAGGCCUGGGCCGCGCCGCGGCGGGGGGUGGAGGAAGAGGGCAGGCGAGGCGGGAAGGUGGGCUCUGGCCGCCGGGAGCCGGGGACGGAGCCGCCGCCGUCGCCCCUAGCGGGGAGCAGCCGGGAGGAGGGGGCCGCAGUCGGGAGAGGGGACCCCACCAUGCCCAAAGUCUUCCUGGUGAAGAGGAGGAGCCUGGGGGUCUCGGUCCGCAGCUGGGAUGAGCUCCCGGAUGAGAAAAGGGCAGACACCUACAUCCCAGUGGGCCUGGGCCGCCUGCUCCACGACCCCCCCGAGGACUGCCGCAGCGACGGCGGCAGCAGCAGUGGCAGCGGCAGCGGCAGCGCCGGGGAGCCUGGAGGAGCCGAGAGCAGCUCGUCCCCGCACGCCCCCGAGCGCGAAACCCCCGAGCCCGGCGACGCCGAGGGCCCCGAUGGACACCUGGCGGCCAAGCAGCGCCCGGUCGCCAGAUCGAAAAUCAAGUUCACCACAGGCACGUGCAGCGACUCGGUGGUUCACAGCUGUGACCUGUGUGGCAAGGGCUUCCGUCUGCAGCGCAUGCUAAACCGUCACCUCAAGUGCCACAACCAGGUGAAAAGACACCUGUGCACCUUCUGCGGCAAGGGCUUCAACGACACCUUCGACCUGAAGAGGCACGUCCGCACACACACAGGCAUUCGUCCCUACAAAUGCAAUGUCUGCAAUAAAGCCUUCACCCAGCGCUGCUCUCUGGAGUCCCACCUGAAGAAAAUCCACGGGGUGCAGCAGCAGUACGCCUAUAAGCAGCGGCGGGACAAGCUCUACGUCUGCGAGGAUUGCGGCUACACAGGCCCCACUCAGGAGGACCUGUACCUGCACGUGAACAGUGCCCAUCCGGGCAGCUCGUUUCUCAAAAAGACAUCUAAAAAACUGGCAGCCCUUUUGCAGGGCAAGCUGACAUCCGCACACCAGGAGAAUACCAGCCUGAGUGAGGAGGAGGAGAGGAAGUGAGGUGAAGGAAGGGGAGGACAGACAUUCACACUGCCACGUAUGUCUACGUGGAUUUUUGGUUUUCAGCGUCCCCCACCCCACUGGCUCUUCUUAAUUAGAAGUGACCAGUUCACCUCUGUGUCCUUUUGAAGCAUCAGCAGUAGGGUCCAUUCCAAGAUUGUCAGUUACCGUAGUGACGUCAGGCCCUGUAACCUGUGUCCUGUCUGGCGCGGUUGCUCACAUUCACCAAAGUUUGUUUUCCACGAUCCUGAUGGCCAAGAACACCGUGUGGGAUUUUUUUUUUCCCCAAGGAUUUUCACACACGGAAGGAGAGGUAUUUCUUAGAGAGAUCAUCAUUUUAUGGUGCCUUGAAAUAAAAAUACUUCUACUUGAAA